This is a messenger RNA of Emiliania huxleyi CCMP1516, 1590 nucleotides long. RefSeq lists its product as hypothetical. The coding region runs from base 1 to 1590 and encodes 529 amino acids. The transcript is spliced from 8 exons. Lineage: Eukaryota; Haptophyta; Isochrysidales; Noelaerhabdaceae. The record is from RefSeq and is a predicted model, not a curated record.
AUGGCGGCGGUCUCGUUUCGCCGCUCCAGCGAUGGGAGUAGCGCGGGUGAGCCCGGCGACCUCGUCUCUACCGAGUGCGAGGUGCGCGUGCUCAGAACCAAGUUUGCGGGCGCGUCCUCGCUCCUUGCGGAUCAGGAGGCGGCGAUCGAGGCGUGCGAAGCCGCGCUUCGGGUGCAGGCUCAAGCGCUCAGCGCCGUGCCCGCGCAGAUCGCGCGAGAGCGCGGGCUCGCCGCCGCCGCGUCGGUGCGAGCCGCUGAGGCGCUGGAGCGGGUGGCGGUGCUGGAGGCGUCGCUCGAGGAGCGAUUGCGCGCAGAGCGCUCCCGUGCGGAGGCUGCCAGCGAUGCGGAGGCUGCCGCCACCCGCCGCGCAGAGGCCUCUGGGGCGGCACUAUCGGCGCAGGCGCAGCAGUUUUGCGACGAGAAGCGAAUUGCGGCCGCGGAGGCGGAACGCGCGCUCCUCUCUGCUGCGGCGUGGCUGACCAGCGCGCUCCGGGAGAGCAAGGAGGCGAGGGAGGAGGCGCGCGAGGCGGCGCUGGCGGAGGGGGCGGCCGAGGCGGCGGGGCUGCAGGCGGCCCUCGAAGCGUCGCGCUCCGAGGCGCGGCUGAUCGCGCUACAGCAGGACGAACGGCUCCGCGCCGACGCCUCCGCCGCCGAGCGGGAGCUGCGCGCGCUGCGCAAGGCGAUGAGCGAGGCUGAGGCCGAAGCGGCGGAGGCCAGACAGCGCGCGCGGGAGGAGGCGCGGCUGGCCGAGCUGGCGGCGGAGCUCGAGCUCUCCACCUCGGCGGCAGAGGCUGAGGUGCUCGAGCUGCGUGCGGAGGUGGAGCGGAAGGCGUCGCUCAUCGAGCUGUACCAGUCGCGCGACAACCCGCGCGAGCGCUUCUCGCCGUGCGUGGGCGAGAUCAAGGCCGUCCAGCGCCGCCUCUCGGCGGAGGCGGUCGAGGCGGCGGGCGAGCUCCAGGCGGCCAGGGCGGCGCUCGAGGACUCGGAGGAGCGCGCCGCCUCGCGGCGCGCAGAGCUCGAGGCACGUCUCGAGUCCGCCCGGCAAGACGCGUUCCACGCGCAGACGCAGGGCCAGGCAGCCCGCCCCAGCCCGCCCCAGCAAAGCGUCGGCUGCGCGAAGGAGCGGGAGCUGCGUUGCGCCCUCUCGCAGCUCGGCCAGCUGCGGCAGUGGCGAGCGAGCAGUGAGAAACGGCUCGACGCCCUCUCCGCCGAGUGCGCGCAGAGCCGCGCAGAGGCGGAGAAUGCCGCCUCGCAACUCGCGGCGGCGCAGCGCGAGACGCCGCCCUCGAUCGGCCACCAGAACCCGAAGCAACGCAUCCGGUACACCGAGCGGAUCAAGCGGGAGGCAGAGGCCGUCCGGCGGGAGAGGGACGCGCUGAGUGACCAGCUCGCCGCGGCAAACGCCAAUGCCGCGCGCCUCCACAAGCCGCGCAGCUCCCUCGGGGGCGCAGAGCAGAGGCCUGGUGGCUGCGCGGGGGGCGACGGGGAGAUCGACAAGGAGAAUGGCGCUGCCGCCGUCUCGGGCGGCCGGCCGCCACAAACGCCACCGCCGCCGCUCCUCCGCAGCCUCUCCGCGAGCCUCGUCUUCUAG